CGACUGCGCUGGAUGGUGCUGGACGAGGUGGACACCCUGAUGGACGACUCCUUCGCGGGGAUGCUGGAGGAGAUCCUGGCACACGCGCCCCUGGCCGCGGGUGCACCCGGGCCGGCUGGCCCUGGGGAAGAGAGGACCCAGGUGGUGGUGGUCGGAGCCACAUUCCCCACGGGGCUGAGCCAGACGCUGGGGAAGUUCACCGAUGUGGGCCAGUUUGUCACCCUCGCCACCCAGAGCCUGCACCACCUGCCACCCCAUGUCCAGCAGAAGUUUGUCCGCAUCAAAGGCCAGGACAAGCUGCCCGAACUGCUGCAGCUCCUCAAGGAGCACCCAGCGUCCAGUGGGUCUAUUCUUAUCUUCUGCAAAAGUGCCAGCACUGUCAACUGGCUGGGCUAUAUCCUGGAUGACCACAAAAUCAAGCACCUGAGGUUGCAGGGACAGAUGUCAGCAGCUGCUAGAGCUGGCAUCUUUGCCUCGUUCCAGAAGGGUGAUGUGUCUGUCCUUGUCUGCACUGACCUUGCCUCGCGGGGCCUGGACACCAGCAGUGUGCAGCUAGUGGUCAACUAUGACUUCCCAGACACCCUGCAGGACUACCUGCACCGUGUGGGGCGAGUUGGACGGGUUGGAAGCAAGACACCUGGAGCUGUGGUUAGUUUUGUCACCCAUCGGUGGGAUGUGGACCUGGUACGAAAAAUAGAGACUGCAGCCCGGAAAAGGACAGGUCUCCCAGGCAUGGACUCCUCGAUUAAUAAGUCACCUGUCAAGGGUUGA
This is a messenger RNA of Nestor notabilis (Kea), 771 nucleotides long. RefSeq names its product DEAD (Asp-Glu-Ala-Asp) box polypeptide 28 (gene DDX28). Lineage: Eukaryota; Metazoa; Chordata; Aves; Psittaciformes; Psittacidae. The record is from RefSeq and is a predicted model, not a curated record. The transcript has a single exon. The annotation marks the transcript as partial.